Messenger RNA from Raphanus sativus (radish), 671 nucleotides. RefSeq names its product universal stress protein PHOS32. NCBI's taxonomy places the organism in Eukaryota, Viridiplantae, Streptophyta, Magnoliopsida, Brassicales, Brassicaceae. The record is from RefSeq and is a predicted model, not a curated record.
CUAGCUAGCUUUCUUAAUAUCUCACUUUAGAUAUCAUCGAGAAAGAGAAAGAGAGAUAGAGAGAUAAAUGGUGAAGGCACGUACCGUGGGUGUGGGAAUGGACUAUUCUCCGACGAGCAAAUCGGCUCUUCGGUGGACGGCGGAGAAUCUCCUUGACGAUGGAGACACCAUCAUCUUGAUUCAUGUUCAACCCCAAAACGCUGAGCACACCCGCAAAAUCCUCUUUGAGGAAACCGGUUCACCGUUGAUUCCUCUGGAGGAAUUUAGAGAGGUUAAUUUCUCUAAACAGUAUGGACUUGCUUAUGAUCCGGAGGUUCUUGAUGUUCUUGAUACUCUCUCUAGGGCAAAGAAGGUGAAGGUGGUGGCAAAAGUGUAUUGGGGAGAUCCAAGAGAGAAACUUUGCGAUGCCGUCGAAAAUCUAAAACUCGAUUCCAUUAUUCUUGGCAGUCGAGGCUUGGGUCCUCUCAAAAGGAUGUUGCUGGGUAGUGUGAGCAACCAUGUGGUGACAAAUGCAACAUGUCCAGUCACGGUUGUUAAAGCCAAUUAAAGUCUAUUGUUCUUUAAAAUUUGGAAACAGCGUGUGGAAUGUGUGCACUGGUUUCGACUUGUAUGUUGUAUCCAUACAUUAGUCUUUCAAUAAACUAAAGCUAAAUGAAAUCUGUAGUUAUCAA